This is a messenger RNA of Haemonchus placei, 1563 nucleotides long. The record is from the annotation of a GenBank genome assembly. NCBI's taxonomy places the organism in Eukaryota, Metazoa, Nematoda, Chromadorea, Rhabditida, Trichostrongylidae.
AUGUCAUGUCAAUCCUAUGCUAUGCAAGAUAAAGAAUAUGAUGCACAAUUGCUGAUGGUAAAUAAUUUAGAUUUCUACAAACUAACGCAGGAGAAACUGGGUGCGGGUGCGUACGCGAGUGUCCGAACUUGUGUGUCAAUUGCCUCUGGGAAGGAGUAUGCCGUGAAAGUUGUUGACAAGAACGAGGAAUCGCACACGCGAUCGCGAAUUCUCCGAGAAGUGAAUACGUUCAAGAUGUGCAAGAACCAGCCGAACAUCGUCCAGCUAAUAGAGUGGUUCGAAGAUGAUGGAAACUUUUACAUGGUAUUUGAAAAGAUGCGUGGUGGUCCUUUGCUUGAGCACAUCAUUCGCAAAGGAUAUUUCACAGAAGAAGAAGCUCGCCGUGUGACUGUUGACAUCGCAACCGCUCUCAAGUUCCUCCACGAUCGAGGAAUAGCGCAUCGAGACGUGAAACCAGAAAACAUCCUAUGCACUGAGCCCGAUCGGGUGAGUCCUGUGAAGUUGUGUGAUCUGGAUCUAGCCAGUCGUCCUGUCAAAGGCCACUCUCCUCCAAGGAUGCCACAGAUCGCUUCGGAGCCAGAUCUCGCUUCACCAGUUGGAAGUGCUGAAUUCAUGGCCCCCGAGGUUGUCGACGCAUUUGUCAACGAUGCGCUGAGAUACGACAAACGUUGCGAUAUGUGGUCCCUUGGAGUUAUCCUAUACAUCAUGCUGUGCGGUUAUGCUCCAUUUCAAGGAGAAUGUGAUGACGAAGACUGCGGCUGGUCUGAGGGACAACCGUGUGACGACUGUCAGCAGGAGCUGUUCCGCCGCAUCCAGUGCGGUGAGUACGACUUUCCACCCGAUGAAUGGAGCAUGAUCAGCGAUGAAGCAAAACAUCUCGUCAGCAGUUUAUUGGUGAAGAAUGUGAGCGAACGGCUAACUGCUAAUGAGGUUCUCGACCACCCUUGGGUGAAGCAGAGCGCACCAAGCACUAUACUUCAGACUCCGAGUAACUUGUUCAGGAUUGAUUCUGCUCGUGAUGUGCAGCAGAUGAGCGAGCACUUUAAUGUGAUGAAUCGCUUUGUGGCAGCUCGUUUAAGCUCACGUCUCGAGAAAAUUACUAUGAAUGAGGAUGAGCAGGAAAGUACAACUGAAUCUGUCAGUAGUGCCAGCCCUACUGAGCCACCACCAACUCAGUUGUUCGGCAGCGAUCGUCAGGUCCCUCAAACGCUUCCGUUGUUCAUGAUGCCUCCUGAAGCCUUCAUGGAUCCCUUCAGUGGAAUGAUGAUUUAUCCUCCUGGUAGUGAACCACCGUCACCGGCUAUCAGUGCAAAAAACCGUCUGAAUGGUACUAAAUCGAUCUCUGACGGAGGUUCCAUAUCGCACAACGGCAGCUUUGGGGUCAAGACAGAAACAUCUCCUUCACUUCUUCGUGCUCGUAAUAGCGGUACUGGGAUUCGUCGUUACAUUGCUAGUAUGUCUCGCGGACCUACUCCAGAGACAUGUCAGGGUGCAGUUGUCAGACAGGAAUCGCUAUCCGAUCUGCUCACACAGCAACACCGUGAAACCGAAGUUAAUGUGUGA